Molecule: messenger RNA, 2109 nt
Organism: Pseudonaja textilis
Lineage: Eukaryota; Metazoa; Chordata; Lepidosauria; Squamata; Elapidae
Gene: TIMM44
Product: translocase of inner mitochondrial membrane 44
Biological process (GO): protein import into mitochondrial matrix
Cellular component (GO): mitochondrial inner membrane
Molecular function (GO): protein-folding chaperone binding
Source: RefSeq, a predicted model, not a curated record
CGGGCUCCUUGCCCACCAGGCUUCCUUGGCGAAGAUGGCGGCGGUCGCGUCCUGGGGCUGCCGGAAAUAUCUUUUAAACGCGUGGCUUCUAUCCAGGCAAUGCUCCGGCCCUGUGCAGCACCCCUUCUGCGUGUGCCGAACGAGCAGAUUGGCGUUGGGAUUUUACCAGUCUAGAUGUUCUUCCUCGGGCCAUCGGAAAGGUUUUAUAUCCGGCUUCGUAGAGAACAUCAAGCAGGAGCUAGCCAAAAACAAGGAGAUGACGGAGAGCAUCAAGAAAUUCCGAGACGAAGCGAAGAAACUGGAGGAGUCGGACGCCCUCCAGGAAGCAAGGCGGAAAUACAAAACCAUCGAAUCCGAAACCGUCAAGACCUCGGAAGUGCUUAAAAAGAAAUUAGGAGAAAUCAGUGGCACCGUCAAAGAGAGCAUAGAUGAAGUCAGCAAGAGCGAGAUUGGCCGGAAGAUCAAGGAAGGAAUGGAAGAAGCAGCCAAAACAGCGAAGCAGUCUGCGGAAACAGUCUCCAAGGGAGGAGAAAAACUGGGCCGGACUGCAGCAUUCAAGGCCAUUUCUCAGGGUAUGGAGAGCGUCCGGAAGGAGAUUGACGAGAGCGUGUUGGGUCAGACGGGCCCUUACAGGCGUCCGGAGAGACUCCGGAAAAGGACGGAAUCUGCCAGCGAGAGGCUGAAAGACGAGCGGAUAUUCGAAGCGAACGAGCAAGCGAUGGGCAUGGUCCUCCACAAAGACUCCAAGUGGUACCAGCAGUGGAAGGAAUUCAAGGACAACAACGUGGUUUUCAACCGUUUCUUUGAAAUGAAGAUGAAAUACGACGAGAGUGACAAUGCCCUCAUCCGUGCCUCACGCGUCAUGACGGACAAAGUGACCGACUUCAUAGGCGGGCUGUUCUCCAAGACCGAGAUGUCCGAGGUCCUUACCGAGAUCCUGCGCGUUGACCCCAACUUCGACAAGGACCAAUUCCUCAAGCAGUGUCAGGCCGACAUCAUCCCCAACGUCCUCGAGGCUAUGAUUUCCGGAGAUCUGGACAUCCUGAAGGACUGGUGCUACGAAGCGACCUACAGUCAGCUGGCCCAUCCCAUCCAGCAGGCCAGAGCGAUGGGGCUCCAGUUCCACUCCAAGAUCUUAGACGUGGACAAUGUGGACCUGGCCAUGGGGAAGAUGAUGGAACAGGGCCCCGUGCUGAUCAUCACCUUCCAGGCUCAGCUGGUGAUGGUGAUGAAGAACCAGAAGGGAGAGGUGGUGGAAGGAGAUCCGGAGAAAGUCCUGCGGAUGUUGUACGUCUGGGCCCUCUGCAGGGAUCCUGAAGAGCUGAACCCCUACGCUGCCUGGCGCCUGCUGGACAUUUCUGCUUCCAGCACUGAGCAGAUCCUAUGAGUCGGCCCGGGGGGGGGGUGAGGGGGAGCUCGACCGCGAUCCUGCAGAGCGCCCCACCCCGCCUGUCCUGCGCAGAGUCCAGCACGAGGGACCCCAGCGGGGCUGGGACAGGGGUGCUGCUUCGGAUGUAGAUGCUGGGAGACCCUCCCCCCCGUACCCUCUUUUUCUGGUCUUCAGACUUGGAACUUGCUAGCAUCCGGGCACGAUGCGGGGCAGCGCUAACCCCCCCCCCCACUUGCCCUCACGGACGUCUGGGUCUCCCAGGACGGACACCGGCCUGUGCUUUGCCAAAGUUGUGCCUGUUCCGAAACUCGCUGCCCUUUCAUCCUCGCGCCGAAGAGUCUUCCGGAAGGCUCCUUCCCUUGCAGCGGAUUCCAGAGGCUGAGCCGGACACGGUGGAGGGGGGGUGGGGGGCUGCCAGGCGGGGCAGGGAGACGACCCCCCCCCACAUACGCGGGAGAGGAAAAUGGGGUGGAGACAGAGAGGGAGGGUCUUGAGGCGUGGAAGGCCGGCAGGAGGUGGUCCGUCUUCCUUCCAGGAGCUAUUUCCUCACAAGGUUGGCAGGCUCAGGGUAGAAUCGGGGGGUCUUUGGUACACCCUUUUUUUGUAGCCCUUGCCGGGCUUGGAAUUGGCUUAGCAUCCUUGACGGGGUGCUGGGCGGGGGGUGGGGGAAAUGGCCUCCUCUCCAUAAGAGUCUUCCCCUCCCCCUCUGUAAAUUAAAA